GUCUCGGCGGCCACGGCCCGGUGCGCACCUGCCCCGCCUCUGCCAGACGGGCCGCGGGGCAUGCAGCAGGCCAGGGGCGGGGUUCCGAGGCCCCAGAGCAAGCUAGUGCUCCCCGGCCGCCUCAGUCGGCCGGACCCCGUAUCCCUCCUGAUGCUGCUCCUGGACGCCGACUCGUUCGAGCCGGUGCGCAGCGGGGCGCGCGAGCUCGCGCUCUUCCUGACCCCUGAACCCGGAGCAGAGGCGAAGGAGGUUGAGGAGACCAUCGAGGGGAUGCUGCUGGGGCUGGAGGAGUUCUGCAGCCUGGCCGACAUGAUCAGGAAUGACACGUCGCAGAUCCUGGAGGAAAAUAUCCCGCUACUCAAGGCCAAAGUGACAGAACUGCGCGGCAUCUAUGCCAAGGUGGACCGGCUAGAGGCCUUCGUCAAGAUGGUGGGGCACCACGUGGCCUUCCUGGAAGCCCACGUGCUGCAGGCCGAGCGGGACCACGGGGCCUUCCCGCAAGCCCUGUGGAGGUGGCUGGGCACCACGGGGCUCCCCUCCUUCAGGAAUAAAGCGCCUGCGUCAGCACCCCCGACCUAUGAGCUGCCUACGCUCUACAGGACCGAGCACUAUUUUCCCAUGGACGCCAGGGAGGCCCCGCGCCCAGCCGCCUCACCACCAGCUGCACCGUGAGCUCUGUGGUCAGCCUGUAGGUCCUGGCACUGCCUGGGCAGCCGCUC
Messenger RNA from Ochotona princeps (American pika), 719 nucleotides. It is a transcript of the gene BCAS4, whose product is annotated as breast carcinoma amplified sequence 4. NCBI's taxonomy places the organism in Eukaryota, Metazoa, Chordata, Mammalia, Lagomorpha, Ochotonidae. The transcript is spliced from 5 exons. Bases 61 to 672 code for a protein of 203 amino acids. Gene Ontology annotation, cellular component: BLOC-1 complex. The record is from RefSeq and is a predicted model, not a curated record.